AUGUUGUCUUCAUCUACAAGAUUACAUGCAUCGCCUUUCUCCACUCCUCCUCUGCUCUACGACACCAUCGCUACAUCUCCAUUCACCAAUCGCCGCAUCUGUCUUCAGAGGCAUCUCCCAGCAUCAUCUUCCUAUGGUCAUCUGAGUCGUCGUCGCCAUCGGCUUCCUGGGCACCAUCGCCGUCCCAAUCGCCAACAUCAGCCAUCAAAUCGAGGACAGUCGAGCCACCAUCGAGAUUUGAUUGGCCAUCGUCAUCGUCGCCCAAUCUCUAUCACUGUCGCCAACAAGAACGGAAAAGGUCGAACGGAGAAGUGGGGUUCGCAGCUUAGACGGAGACAUGGAGUUUUGAGCGAAGGAGAAGAAGAGGAAUCGUGA
Molecule: messenger RNA, 375 nt
Organism: Linum trigynum
Lineage: Eukaryota; Viridiplantae; Streptophyta; Magnoliopsida; Malpighiales; Linaceae
Source: the annotation of a GenBank genome assembly